Clonostachys byssicola is the source of this 1128-nucleotide messenger RNA. Lineage: Eukaryota; Fungi; Ascomycota; Sordariomycetes; Hypocreales; Bionectriaceae. The record is from the annotation of a GenBank genome assembly.
AUGGCCAGUCUUCAGCUCCCCAGCCGGCUGCAACAGUCUUUAGACGAUACGAAAGUCGAGUAUCGCCAACUUGGCAAAUCUGGACUUCGGGUAUCUGUACCCAUCUUGGGCUGCAUGGGGUUUGGCGACUCUCAGGCUAUUCCAUGGGCACUUGACGAAGAUAAGGCGCUGCCGUUGCUCAAGGCAGCCUAUGAAAGGGGGCUCAACACCUGGGAUACAGCCAACUCUUAUUCAAAUGGUGCUUCCGAGCGUAUUAUUGGAAAAGCCUUGCACCACUUUAAUAUCCCUCGUGAGAAGGUGGUGAUUCUCACCAAGUGCAAUUUUGCCGUGGGCGAAACCCCUGGUAUGAACAAUCCUGAUGUCAAUCUGAGUUUUUCUAACCAUAGAGUAGAGGAGCAGCAAUUUGAGUUUUACUCCGAGUUUGACAGAAGUAAGGAUUAUCAAAACCAAUUUGGCCUCUCGCGUACAGCAAUCUUCAACCAGGUCGAAGCGUCAUUGAAACGACUGGGCACUACAUACAUUGACCUACUGCAAAUUCACCGCUUUGAUAGUUCGGUACCUAUCGAGGAAACUCUGAAAGCUCUGCACGACCUUGUUCAAUCAGGCAAGGUCCGCUACAUUGGCGCCAGUAGCAUGUGGGCAACACAGUUUGCUAGGCUUCAGUUUUGCGCAGAACAAAACGGUUGGACGAAGUUUGUUAGCAUGCAAGACCAGUACAACUUGCUUUAUCGGGAGGAAGAGCGUGAGAUGAUUCGCUUCUGUAAUGAGACAGGUGUUGGACUUAUUCCUUGGGCUCCUUUGUGCCGUGGCUACCUCGCCCGGCCCCUGUCUAGCUCUACGACGCGUACCACAACCGAGACUGACCUCACGAGUGGGGGACAUGGUUCCUCCAAAGUCGAUGUUAAGAUUAUUGGACGGGUGGAAGAGCUUGCAAAGAAACACGAAUGGCCGAUGGCCCAUAUUGCACUUGCCUGGAUUAACAAGAGGGUGACAAGCCCUAUAAUCGGAUGCAGCAGCUUAAAAAGACUCGAUGAGGCUAUUGGAAGUAAUGGAAAAUAUCUGGACAGCGAAGAGGAGCAGUAUCUCGAGGAACUCUAUCAGCCGAGACCUAUCUGGGGACAUAUCUGA